Corylus avellana is the source of this 1024-nucleotide messenger RNA. NCBI's taxonomy places the organism in Eukaryota, Viridiplantae, Streptophyta, Magnoliopsida, Fagales, Betulaceae. The record is from RefSeq and is a predicted model, not a curated record.
UAUUAGUGUAUAAGCUUGUGUAUGUACCCAAGCAUUUCUCAAGAGUCAAAGCCAUAAACCCUCAAAAAGAAAAUCCGAACCCUCAACAAUCCUCCGCGCUCAACCAUUAAUGUCAAACUCACGCGACGCCUCCGGCGACGGAGAUGCCAAGGGGAAAGCGAUCACCAAGACCGCCGGGUACGUGGUCUUGUCCGGCAUCGCCUUUAGCAUUCUCAAAGCACUAAUCCCUCUCAACAGAACCAGAAAUGAAACUCGGACUACUAACCAAUCACUCAGCGAAUCAACUCUGUCGAUUCGACCAGCUCAGCCUCUCUCUCCCCAAGAACCCAUUACUAAGAAACCACAUAUGUUUAUGGACCAAAAUGUGCCAGAAGUCCCUGAAUUGCCGCAGAGAACAAUAGAGAUUGUUAAAGGAGAUACUCUUUGGGGCCUCUCUAGAAAAUAUGGGGUAUCUGUAAAUACAAUUAAAGAGGUUAAUGGGCUUACAGGAGACACCAUAUAUGCAGGCAAGAAGAUUAUUAUUCCUUGAUGUGAUCUUCUGCAAACGUAUGCUAUGAGGAUUUUUAAUGUGUAUUAAGAAAGAAUAGAGCAGCAGUUGUAGUUUUAUGGAUUCCCCUAAUUCUUUGUAUGAAAUGUAAGUGAAAAGAUUUUGUGAUGGUCUUCUUUUUUUUGUUGGUUAUGAGUGCUUGUAAUUUAGAUGCCAAAUGCUUCUUCAUAAGAGAAAUGAAGAUGGCUCAAUUUUUGCAGUAAAUUGUAGAACUGCAUCACCCAUAAAUUGAAAAUGAAUCGUGGAUGCCCCAGCAAACAUAAAUACAGGAUGCUACCAGUAUAAUCAUGUUUGUUGUGGAACAGGAUCCUUUCCAGUUAGUUAUACUUUAGGGGUAUUUUUGUCUUUUCACUUUUUGAUGAGACAAAAAUACUCAUCCACUAUAACUAACGAGAUAUUCUCUAGUUCAAAUAAACUGGAGAGGAUCCUAAUUCAUUUGCUGUGGGGGUCCAUGAAUAAUUUUAGGAUUUGCUUACA